Sciurus carolinensis (gray squirrel) is the source of this 513-nucleotide messenger RNA. Its product is annotated as keratin-associated protein 13-1-like. Bases 1 to 513 code for a protein of 170 amino acids. The transcript has 3 exons. The record is from RefSeq and is a predicted model, not a curated record. NCBI's taxonomy places the organism in Eukaryota, Metazoa, Chordata, Mammalia, Rodentia, Sciuridae.
AUGUCCUACAGCUGCCACUCUGGAAACUUCUCCUCCCGCUCCUUUGGGGGCUAUCUGCCCUAUUCACACUCCUCAUGUGGUUCUUCCUACCCCAGCAACCUGGUCUAUGUCACGAACCUCCACCAUCCCAGCACAUGCCACCUGGGAACCUCUCUCUACAGGGGCUGUCAGGAGACCUUCCACAGGCCCUCAAGAUGCCACACGUCCUGUGUGGUGUCCAGGCCCUGCCAGCCAUCCUGCCACCACCCACGGACCUCCUCUCACUGCAGUCCCUGCCAGAGGACUUAUGCUACGUCUCUGGGCUUUGGGUCCAGCAGCUGCCGUUCUCUGGGCUAUGGAUCAAGGAGUUGCUACUCCUCAGGCUGUGGAUCCAGUGGCUUCAGACCUCUGGGUUAUAGAAUCCAUGGCUGCCCUUCCCUAGGCUAUGGAACAGGAUUCUACCACCCAUCCUAUGUGACUUCUAGAAGCUUCCAGUCUUCUUGUUACAGACCAACCUGUGGAUCAACCUUCUAG